AGCGCCACCAGAUACAGAGUACAAAGAUCUGGCAGAGUACUUCUCUACUCCUCUACCACUCCGUCACCAGGCUUCAAAAAAAUCAAGUGUACCUACUUGGACGGAGUCCAUAUCCUUUUGAGAGACUCCUCUACUUAUUUUCCCAGACCUCACACUCACUUUCUUUUUUUGGGUCAUCCAGUUGACUACCUUUGCACCACCUAUCUACUACCUACUCAUUGCGUACCGUUGAGCAGCCCACUCACUCGGGGCGUCCUCUCCUUUCUUUUCCCUUGGUCGUCCAAGCACCUACGACUGUUUCCCCGGCCCAAAAAGAAAACAAAACACGGUAUAGUUGUUUACAACACACGGGCAACAACAUCUCUCGAAACCAUACCAAGAGCCAGUCCAACCAACUUGUACGUCACACUUACACCAGCAAUUUCAAACCAUCAAAAACAAAGCAAAAGCACAACAUGCGAUCCUUUUAUUUCCUGGCGGCUCUUCUCCCCCUCGUGUCUGCCUCCUGGUCGGAACACACCCUCCUCACCCGAGCCACGGGCGGCAACUCGACGACAUCUUGCGAAUCCACUGACAAGGCCUGCGGAGCCUACUGCAUCCCCAGCGACUACACGUGCUGCCCGGACCUCGAGGGAGGGUGCUCGGCCGGUUCAACCUGCCAACUCGGCGACAAUAAUGUCUAUGGCUGCUGCCCUUCGGGCCAGACUUGCUCUGGCGAGGGAGGUGCAGAGUUCCUAGGGACAUCCACGGCCAGCGCCGCCACCGCUACAAAGACGACCAGCUCGGACAGCGGCGCUCAGUCCCUUUCCAUGAGCCACGGGCUCAGUCUGGCAUUGGUGGCUGCUGGUGUCGUUGCUCUGCUGUAAAGAAACAAGACGUGGGCGGCGACAAAUUGACCGUGUCUGUGUGGCCCUGUUCUCCUAUUUUUUUCCAACCUUCCGCUGCCAAAGCCAUUCUAUGAUACCAAAAUACCCCAUUUGUUGCGUUUGGGAGAUUUAGUGUGCUUGUACGCGCGUGUAUUUGGGGCUGUGUAUGUAUUGGGUAUCUCUUUUGAGGACGUACACUCGGUACAGUGUGGCGUUGGGUUUAAUGUGGCGUCAAUUGUGUGCUUGGUACUCGUACCUUGUUCAUCAAGCGCGUUGUUAUAAGAAACUUUUGGAAUACAUGCGUACAACAUCAUGUACAGAGUAUCAUCACUGCUUAAGCUUUACCUUGGAUGUCGUCAGACUUAAAGGACACAAACACAUAAGCGUGUACAUGCGUUGCCCUUUUCCCAGAGUUUGCCAAGUUUAGUU
This is a messenger RNA of Exophiala oligosperma, 1295 nucleotides long. RefSeq lists its product as uncharacterized. The coding region runs from base 456 to 866 and encodes 136 amino acids. NCBI's taxonomy places the organism in Eukaryota, Fungi, Ascomycota, Eurotiomycetes, Chaetothyriales, Herpotrichiellaceae. The record is from RefSeq and is a predicted model, not a curated record. The transcript has a single exon.